Molecule: messenger RNA, 2089 nt
Organism: Pezoporus occidentalis (night parrot)
Lineage: Eukaryota; Metazoa; Chordata; Aves; Psittaciformes; Psittacidae
Gene: IRX6
Product: iroquois homeobox 6
Exons: 6
Coding region: 524-1831 (435 amino acids)
Biological process (GO): positive regulation of DNA-templated transcription; neuron differentiation; regulation of transcription by RNA polymerase II
Cellular component (GO): nucleus
Molecular function (GO): RNA polymerase II cis-regulatory region sequence-specific DNA binding; DNA-binding transcription activator activity, RNA polymerase II-specific
Source: RefSeq, a predicted model, not a curated record
AGCGCCGUGCCCCGCAGCGCAGCGCCCCAACACCACGGAACAAGUGUUGCGGGUGCUGCCCGCUCCUGCCCGGCGCUGCCUGCUCUGCCGGCACGGCCGUGACGUCACCCUGCUCCUCGCCCACCGAGGAACGCUAAAGAUCUAUAGAGCAGAAAAUAAUACAACAAGCAAGCUCCGUAUCUUGCAAGUCCUACGUGAUCCCCCCCCCCCCCCCCUUGGAAAAAGCCCCUUUGCGCUUAAACUCUCUAUACAUGUGGAGUGGCUUUUCAAAGUCCCUCUAUACAAACAUAUUUAUUACGAGCGAUGGGGAGCGGGGGGUAGCCUAUUUUUUUAACCCAGGCACCCCCCUCCCUCGCAGAUGUCUGGCAGCGCUUCUUAAGUGCAAUCAUCUAUAAUUGAGGGGGGGGGGGGGGAAGCCAUACGUGGAAAUGUGUGUGUGAGAAGGUGCAUCCUGAAGCGGGGUUUAGUUACAAUCGAUCUUGGGGGGAAAAUAUUGCCUAUGGUCCAAAAAUAAGGAGCGACUAUGUCCUUCUCCCAGUUCGGAUACCCCUACAGCACCACUUCACAGUUCUUCGUGUCCGGCAACCCCACCAUGACCUGCUGCGAGGCUGCGCCCCGCUCCGCGCCGGAUGCCUCCCCGGCGCCGGCCUCCGCCUCCCUCUGCUGCGCCUCGUACGAGAGCCGGCUGCUGCCGCCGGGCCGCGCCGAGCUCAGUGCGGCGCUGGGCAUGUACGGUGCCCCUAUCGCCGCCGGCCAGGGCUACGGCAGCUACCUGCCCUACGGCACCGAGCCCGCCGCGCUCUACUCCGCGCUGAACCCCCAGUAUGAAAUCAAGGACGGCGCCGGCACGUUGCACUCGGGAAUCGCGCAGUCCGCUGCCUACUACUCUUAUGAUCAUUCCUUCGGGCAGUACCAGUACGACAGGUAUGGGACAGUGGAUUUCAGUGGCUCGGCCAGACGCAAAAACGCAACGCGGGAGACGACGAGCACCCUCAAGACCUGGCUGUACGAGCACCGGAAAAAUCCCUACCCCACCAAAGGAGAGAAAAUCAUGCUGGCCAUUAUCACCAAAAUGACCCUGACCCAAGUGUCCACUUGGUUUGCUAACGCCAGAAGGAGGCUCAAGAAAGAAAACAAAAUGACCUGGUCUCCCAAGAACAAAGCGGGGGAAGAAAAGAAAGAACCAACCCCGCGGGAAGAGGAGUACAGCGCGGAGGACGAAGGCAGAGAGCAGAAGAACUGCAAAGAGGACAAGGAGCUGCAGUUCAGCGACCUGGAGGAGGCGGAGGAGGAGGAAGAGGAGGAGGCGGGGAAGCCGGAGAAGGGCCGGGCUAGCUCCCUGCAGGAAGCCCCCAGCAUCGCUGCGGCUCUUCCCGAGGCUCUGCGGAGCGACUGCAGCCUGCCCGGGUCCUUCCGCGCCUUUCCCUGCGCAAAGGCCCCCUCCGCAGACUUCGCACCCCCCGCCCUGUCCAGUCCGCCACUGCCCUACGUAUCCGCGGAGAAGUCGCGCAUCUGGUCGCUGGCGCGCACCGCCGGGGCCAGCGCUGCGCGCAGGGGCAGCCCCGAGGGCGGCGGCGCGGCGGGCGAGCAGCCCCUGCCCGCCAAGGCUUUCCGGAGCUCAGCUUUCAACCUGCAGCCGCUCCCGCAGAGCUGCGCGUCCCAUCGCGGCCUGGGGGAGUCAUGCCAGUACGCGGCGGCGGGCGAAGGUACCCGCGGUGGCGGGGACGGGCGGGACCGUGGGCCGGGCCGGGACACAGGGCGCGGCGUGAGCCCGCCUUCGGCUGACAACCUCCCUAUAACCGCCUCCGGCCCGGAGUGGCCGCGGCGUUAAGCCGGGCCCAGGUGUCAGGCGGGCGCAGAUCCGUGUCCCCCCGGCGGUGCAGACGCCAAGGCCUCGCCGCUGCAGGCGAGUAGGCAGGGGAGGGCGGCUGGGCCGGGCCGGGCACACCGCGAGCCGCUUGUAUCUGUGCAGGCUUCGGGCGGGGGGCCAAGUGCAGCCCGGGAGGCUCCGAGCUGGGCGUGCCGUGCCUGGACAACAGGCUCCGGACGGCGUUCCGGCCAGUGCUGCGGUGGUGAGGGCCGCCUGCCC